Molecule: messenger RNA, 1927 nt
Organism: Helicoverpa armigera (cotton bollworm)
Lineage: Eukaryota; Metazoa; Arthropoda; Insecta; Lepidoptera; Noctuidae
Exons: 5
Coding region: 166-738 (190 amino acids)
Cellular component (GO): membrane
Molecular function (GO): growth factor activity
Source: RefSeq, a predicted model, not a curated record
AUACCGGCGCCGCUACCACCACAAGCUAACAGACCGCCGAGCGAGUAACACGCAUACAUACACCACCACUACACACGUGAUUAUCUACAGAUAACAGUGCUAACAAAUCGUGAUCAAUUAAACAGUGAUAGUUCAAGUGAAAGGUGAAAUUGACAAUUUGAUAAAAUGGCAAAAAUUAUCGUUUGUUUAGUGUUGUUUGUUGUGGUCGCUGGACACAAGCACCACCCCAAGUUCCCCAAAACUACUGAGGAUUAUAUCAUACCGAUGCCGAGGAAAGUGGCAUGCUCUGGUGACAAUGAACGUGAACGUGGAAACAUUAUUGAACAGUCCAAAUGCGGAGAACCUAAAGAGGUCUUCGAAUACCUGAAAGUCAGAGCUGCGCAUGAGCAGAUCAGCCCGCGCGCCGUGUGGGUCAAGCGCUGCGUCGGCCUCUGCGAGUACGAGAACGAGGGCACCUGCGUGGCCACCGAGACCGCCAUCCGACACAUUCCCAUCCGAAUAUACAACGCGAAGACGAACAAGGAGACGUGCGCGACGUACCCCAUCGUGGAGCACGUGUCGUGCGGCUGCUGCUCGCUGUCGCCCGAGGAGUGCGCGGCCCCGAGGGUGUACAAUCCUCGUAAGUGCUCCUGCCAGUGUCCCAACAUGGAAGAGCGCCGCAAUUGUCUCAAAAAGCGGAACCAGAAUAUGAGGUGGAAUCGGUCUAAAUGCGCGUGCGAGCAGCGAAGGAGGGCGUAGUGCGCACGCGCCACAAACACGCGCGUCUCGUGCGCGCCCUGUGCCGCCCUGCCACAGCCGAGUGAUACCUGGCUGACUAGUGAAUCUUAGAGACCCUAGUGCAUUGACGAGCACGUGAACAAGUGCUAGUGAGGUGACACCGCAGCCUGCCGCUGCGGUGGACGCGAUAGUGAUGGGCAAAGUCAAGUCGUGACUCAAACAUAUUUGGGAUGUGAUAGUCACCGACCACGUGACGCGGCGACCAGACUGACGCCUCGUGCAACCAGUAUACGUAACACGAUGGACUAAAGUGUCUUCGGAGUCUUCGUUGUUAGGAAACUGACAGUAUUAUAGUGUUGUAAGUUAUUUAUUUGUUUAGUUCUAAGAUCAAAUGGGGCCAAAAGGUGCUGUGAGUAGACACUGCUAAUUAUUCCAUGACUUUUUGGUUUGCUGUCUAAUGUACUUAAUUGUAACUCUGAUACGUAUUAUUUGUAAUUAGUUAAUUUAUUUAUUUAUGAUAGUUGUAAAGUUCCUAAAAGGAAACUAUUCGGAUGUGUGGGUAGAGAAGUACAUCUGGUAGAGUACCAGGUAGAGUUCUUCCCCGUCCGGGAAUCAAACCUCGCAAGCGUUAGUGAUCAAAUCUCCCGAAACUUCCGAGGCUACUGAGUUGAUUACUAAUUGUUAAUUUAUUUUAGUGUUAAGGUGCAGUUUCGCCAGUGUCGAGCGACAUCACGGUUCAGUAUUGUAGUAUUUUUAGUAUAAUGACGAGCGUGAAAAUGUUUUACGCAAUUCCUAAAUUGUGAUAAUAGUUAUUCCAUUUCUGAUAGGUUAAUUUUAUAUUCGCUAAGUACUUAAUAGCUAGGUAAAAUGUAGAUUUAAAAGUAUUUGAUAUCUAGUCAAGAGUUUUCAUUGAAAUUGUUUUGUAUAGAAUCAGCUCUCUUUUUUAUUUAUAUUAGACUUUAAAACUGAAUUUCAGGCACCUCCUGUACUAUAAGACCUAGUCUUCGAUUGUGCCAAAGGCAUAGAUAGAAUCUCAUAGGUUUUUUAUUAAUUUAAAAUUGUAAUAUUAAUUAUUUAUUUAUUUUUAUUAAUUUAUUACUGCGGAGGUACUCCAGCUUUAAAAGCUAAGCGACGGACAUGAUUAGGAAUAAUAUUUUGUAUUUUUAGUUUUUAAGUUAUGAAAUAAACAGUUUUUUUAAGAAACCUAAAA